AUGAGGAAAAUCACUAAAUCAACAAUUUUAGGCAUCAAAAGGAAACCAAGUGAUGAAAAUAAAGAAAAUGAAUUGGGCAACUCAUUAUCAAGGAAUAAUUCUGAUCAAGGAAAACAACAGUCUCCGACAAGAAAUCCUGCCCGCAUUCCUCUUGGAGGGGGUUUGUCUCAAAACAUCACACCCUUGAGUAACGUGACUAACGCAAAUCAUUUCGGUGGCUCAUCUUGUACGAAUAAUACUGCUCAAGAUCAAGACCAACGUACGACAGCUAAUCCUUACACAAAUCCCCAGCGAGGAUGUUUCUCUGAAUAUAUCACACCAUUGAGUAACAUCACUACCGUACGGCAAUCCAAUACACAAAUAGGAGAUGAAUUUGCAAUUCGUAAACCAUUAGAUAAAUAUGCAAUUGUCGAAGACCAGGUAACAACCAGAGACUUGCUACCUGCCUUUGAAGAUGAAAGUAACAAUGCGGUGAGCGAUGUCUCAAAUCAGAACAUAGCUGAUGCAAAUUUAUCGGGUGACGCUGUACGGCAGACCUCGGGAAUUGGGACAUCCUCUGGUCCACAAAAUGAAAGGAAGAAGAAUUUGUCAACAAAAGCAUCGCCACUGUUUAUGUUGUGUUGCAACAAUGGGAAGAUCAAAUUGCCGGAUAAUAAGUUGCCACCAAAAGGUAUAUUUGAUCUCUUUUUCGGCAAUGACGAAUUAUCAAAAGAAUUUUUACACAACAUUAGGACCUACAACAACAUGUUCUGUUUCACAUCCAUGGGUGGAAAAAUUGACAAGAACGUGAACAAGGGUGGAGCACCUCCAAUUUUUCGAUUAAGUGGUCAAAACUACCACCUAAUGGGCACUUUACUUCCAGAACAAGGCAAAGAACCUCAUUUUGCCCAGUUAUACAUAUACGACACGGCAAAUGAAAGGAACAACCGUAUAAAUGCUGUGAGGGGUAUUGGUGACCAAGAUGACAUUCAUGUAGAAAUAGUGAAUGUCAUCCAGAAAGACCUGGAUGAAAAUAAUGUCUUGGUUAAGUCUUUUCGCAUGGCUAUGUCUGAGUUGGAUAUUAAUCCAUGCGCCGAAGUAAAAAUAAAGUUGUUGGGAAAACGAACUAGAGAUGCUAGGACAUAUAAUGUGCCUCAAGUGUCUGAAGUAGCAGCUUUAAUCGUUGGCGAUCUGGAUACCAGUAUUGAAGAGCGUGAUAUUAUUGUUCAAUCGAAGGGUGGCCAACUACAGAGGAUUACUGAAUUAAAUCCUUCAUACUUACCACUGCAAUACCCUAUUCUGUUUCCAUAUGGCGAAGAUGGUUAUCGGGAGGACAUUGCAUUCGCCGACGUAGUCGGCAGGCGCUCUUCUGGUGGUAGACAAAGGAUUAGCCCCAGGGAGUUUUUUUGCUACCGCAUACAAUCUAGACAGUCAGCUCCAAGUACCAUAUUAUUUGCAAAGCGGUUGUUCCAACAAUUCGUUGUAGAUGGCUACACAAUGGUUGAGUCUGGAAGGCUAAUUUAUAUAAGGACACACCAAAAAAGCCUAAGGUGUGAGAGUUACAGUGGAUUAACUGAUGCUUUGACGAGGGGUGAUUUAAGCCCUGCAGCCCAAGGUCGUAGAAUAAUACUACCUUCGAGUUUUACUGGUGGUGCUAGAUAUAUGAUACAAAACUACCAAGAUGCAAUGGCAAUAUGUAGAUGGAUUGGAUACCCAGAUUUAUUUAUAACCUUUACAUGCAAUCCGAAGUGGCCUGAGGUGCAACGCUUUUUAAAAGAUCAAAGGUUGAAGCCAGAAGACCGGCCGGACAUAAUUUGCCGCUUAUUUAAGAUUAAGUUGGAUGCUUUGAUAGCUGAUUGUCGAAAGAAUCAACUAUUUGGCCCUGUUGCCGGAGUCAUAUAUACAAUUGAGUUUCAAAAGCGAGGUCUUCCGCAUGCUCAUAUAUUGCUUUUUCUGGAGAAAAGUAAAGAAGUUAGGCAAGUUCUCACUCUAGACAACAUAAUUUCAGCAGAGAUUCCCGAUGAAAAGAAAGAGGCUGAGUAUUACCAGACGGUAGAGGAAUUUAUGAUGCAUGGUCCAUGUGGAAAAGCCAGGACAAAUUCUCCUUGCAUGGUAAAUGCACGAUGCUCUAAACAUUUUCCUAAGAGAUUUGUUGAUAGUUCUACGUUUGAUGACGAUGGUUACCCGGUAUAUAGAAGGAGAGACAAUGGCAGUGUAGUUACAAAGAACGGGAUCGCCUUGGACAACAGGUCAAUAAAGUACCUGUUCAAGUAUGUUAACAAGGGUCAUGAUCGAGUAACAGCCGAAUUUUACAAAACAGGCAAUGAUGACGAGAAUGGCAAAGCAGUAGAUGAGAUAAAUAUGUACUAUGACUGUAGGUACAUAUCCCCGUGUGAAGCUGUCUGGCGUCUAUUUGGUUUUGAUAUACAACUUCGUGCGCCUUCGGUAGAGAGGUUAAGCUUUCACCUUCCUAAUCAACAGAGUGUGAUAUUUGCAGAUGAUGAUGCAGUUGAGAACAUUGUGAAUAGACCUACGAUAGCACAGAGCAUGUUCUUAGAAUGGUUCGAAGCUAAUAAAACAUACCCCAAUGCCAGAGAGCUUACUUAUGUUGAGAUGCCAACAAGAUUCGUUUGGAAGAAAAACCUUAGAAAAUGGCAGCCACGAAAGAAAGGGUUCUCCAUAGGAUGUAUAUUCUAUGUCCCUCCAGCUACUGGUGAAAUCUUCUAUUUGAGGUGUUUGUUGAACAAAGUACGCGGCCCUAAAAGUUACGAAGAUAUUAGGACUGUAAAUGGAGUCCAAUAUGACUCAUUUCGAGAUGCGUGUUAUGCAAGGGGUUUAGUUGAUGAUGACAACGAAUAUGUUGAUGCAAUAGAUGAAGCCAGUAGUUGGGCGUCAGCUGAUCAAUUGAGGAGAUUGUUCGUGACAUUACUAAUGAGCAGUUGCAUGGGGAAACCGGAAAUAGUUUGGCAUGCCGUUUGGCAACAUCUAUCAGACGAUGCCCAAUACAAAAUCCGUUCACAACUGCAGAACAGAGAUUUUGUGUUGACCGAUUCCCACAAAAUGAACUUUGCUUUAGUUCAGAUUGAGAACCUAUUAUCUAAUCAUGGUAAGAGUUUGAAGGACUAUCCUGAGAUGCCAACGGCCAAUUUUGGUGCGUUCCAUAUUAUUGCAAAUAGGUUGAUUCAAGAAGAAUUAGCAUACGAUCGUGGGGAACAGGAGAAAGAGAACCAAGAAUUGGUAAGGCAGUUAACAGACGAACAAAAGGCAAUAUACAAUGAAGUUUUAACUGACGUGGAUCGCCAGGAAGGUGGGUUAUUCUUCGUUUCGGGUUAUGGAGGGACAGGUAAGACUUUCUUGUGGCGAGCACUUUCUUCCGCAUUAAGGUCUAAGAGUCAAAUAGUUUUAAAUGUUGCUUCUAGCGGCAUAGCUUCGCUGUUAUUACCUGGUGGCCGUACGGCACAUUCCCGGUUUGCUAUACCGAUAUCUGUUAAUGAAGAUUCCACAUGCAACAUACGGAACGGCAGUGAACUGGCGGAACUUCUUGUGCAAACAAAGAUGAUAAUAUGGGACGAAGCCCCAAUGAUGCAUAAAUUCUGCUUUGAAGCAUUGGAUCGAACUUUGCGGGAUUUGAUGCGGUUAGUAAAUCCAAGGAGUUCUGAUAUGACAUUCGGUGGUAAAACAGUUGUUCUGGGUGGCGAUUUCAGGCAAAUUCUACCAGUCAUUCCAAAGGGUACUAGACCGGAUAUAGUUCGAGCGAGCAUUAGCUCAUCCUAUCUAUGGCAAUCCUGUAAAGUCCUGAGGCUAACUAAGAAUCUACGCUUGAAAACUGUUGAAUCUAUAUCCGAGUGCAAGGAGAUCGAGGAAUUUGCAAAAUGGAUAGCUAAUAUAGGUGACGAAAUUAUUGGGUGUCAACUUGAGGGGGAAUCAGAGAUUACUAUUCCAGAAGAUUUGUUGUUAAAGUGUGAAGAUGACCCUAUUGCUACAAUCGUUGAUAGCACUUUCCCCAAUUUCCGAAUGGGAAUUGCCGAUUUGUCAUAUCUUAAUCAUAGUGCAAUUUUAGCUCCAACAUUGGAUGUGGUAGAUGCCGUUAACCAAUACAUGAAUGACCAUAAUCCUUCUGAGGGUAAAACAUACCUGAGUUGUGAUUCUGUGUGUAAGUCAGAUGCCAAUGUGGACAUGUUAGCGGAUUUGCACACUCCGGAAUUCCUGAAUGCCUUGAGAUGUUCUGGAGUACCAAAUCAUGCUUUGACAUUGAAAGUUGGAUCACCUGUUAUGCUGUUGAGAAAUAUUGAUCACACAUUAGGAUUAUGCAACGGUACAAGGUUGAUUGUUACAAGGUUGGGUGACCAUGUGUUGGAAGGCCAAAUCAUGUGCGGUACAAAUGCAGGAACUAGAGUAUUGAUUCCUAGAAUGUCUCUUACACCGUCAGAUACCAAAUUGCCUUUCAAAUUUCAACGAAAGCAAUUUCCCUUGAUGCUAUCCUAUGCUAUGACAAUCAACAAAAGUCAAGGACAAACGCUUGCUAAAGUUGGGUUGUUGUUGAAAAAACCGGUCUUUAACCAUGGACAACUAUACGUAGCUGUUUCAAGAGCAUCAAGCAUUCGUCCUUCACCUAAUGGGCUUAGCUUGUUGAGUCAUCGUGAUUUGUCAUUCCACUAUUUGGUUGGGCUGUGGUGUGAAACUCUGGGGAUCAUGUUGGAUCUUGGUCCAAAACGAUACAGUUAA
Messenger RNA from Ipomoea nil (Japanese morning glory), 4704 nucleotides. RefSeq lists its product as uncharacterized. The coding region runs from base 1 to 4704 and encodes 1567 amino acids. Gene Ontology annotation, biological process: telomere maintenance; DNA repair. Gene Ontology annotation, molecular function: DNA helicase activity. The transcript is spliced from 11 exons. The record is from RefSeq and is a predicted model, not a curated record. NCBI's taxonomy places the organism in Eukaryota, Viridiplantae, Streptophyta, Magnoliopsida, Solanales, Convolvulaceae.